Messenger RNA from Rubroshorea leprosula, 1286 nucleotides. NCBI's taxonomy places the organism in Eukaryota, Viridiplantae, Streptophyta, Magnoliopsida, Malvales, Dipterocarpaceae. The record is from the annotation of a GenBank genome assembly.
CAUAAAGAAGAAGACGGAGAAUGCACUAGUUGAACAGUUGAGAUACAAAUUUCAUCUUUGAAUUGAAGAAUCUUCACUUAUUCUCAAUUUAUCAUGGUAAAGUUAGAAUCUUUUCUCAUCACAAGUACAGAAAACUGACAAAUUUUCAUAGUAAUGGUGAAGUUAGCAACGGCAAGAGAGAGCCGGAUGUACGGUCCGGGACGUGGCCGGACCAGGGCGGAGUAUAUAAAUGCCGGGCUGUACUUGUUUGCCACCGUCGUUCUGGGUUCUGGGUUUGGGGCUCAGUUUUCCCUGGAACCCAGAUCGAGUCUUGUUCUUAUGCUCAUAGCGCUGGCGCUUAUUAUUGUAGUGAAUGUUCACGAUCUGGUCGCGCAUCUAGCCGGCAUCGAUUUCCGGUUGCCGUUGAUGGAGCUCGAUACCCAGCUUGCCUUCGUGGAAUUCGCCGUUCCCCUCGUCCAAGCACUGGGUUCACUUCUUUUCUUCUUGGGAAUUCUCAUUCUCUUCGUCGAGGAGGGGAAAGGAUAUGUUUACUUUAGAUUUGAGAAACAUGCUUUGAAUAUGCUUAUUGCUGGCCCUGUUUUGUGGGUGCUUGGCUCCAUCCACAACUCUUGCCAAAUUUAUGAGAGAGCUGACGGGCAUGUCCAGAUCCUGCAACAGAGUGUUCAGCUCCCAUUUUUAAUAGGUAGCACCUUGUUCAUGGUGGGUGGUAUUCUUAAUAGCCAGGAGCAAACCGGAUUGAGUCGCCAUGGGAUGGGAUUACUGGGCAGCAGCUGGGUCUGGUUGGGGAUUUCUGGUAGCCUUUUGUUUUUCAUGGGGGGAUUCACAAAUGUAAUCAAGGUAUUCAAAAUGCAGCAAAUCAACGUGCUACGGCUAGAGAAGUUGCGGGGAGGAGCACAAGAGCGACUGAUUCAAGAAAGAGAAGGUCAAGUUCCUCUGAUUCCAGACGAGGAAAGGAGAAAAAUAGAAGCUGAGGCGGCAAGAACACUAGCUGCCCCAAAGCCCCCUACUCCGUACAAAGAUGUACUUCUUGGUCAUACAUGAGGAGCAUUUUUUUGGCAACUAUAAUCGGCCUUAAUGUGUAUUCAUUUUUCUUCUUUUUUCAGCUUAAUUAUUUUCUGCUCAUUUUAUCAGCCUUAUCAUGAAUAGUUUUAAUCCUUUUCUUUUGGUACCAAAAUGAUUCCUCAACUUUUUUGGUACCUUUUUAGUCCCACAACUCAUAAAUUUGGUCCCAGGUGCCUCUUUAAACAGUCUUGUAAUGUGGCAACUCACUCCAUUGAACUCCUAAA